GUACAAAUGUGUAAUAAAUAGAAAGUUUUAGGAGUAUCAUAUUUACCAAAUUACAGUUAUAGAAGUUUGUGUGCCCUAUUUUAGGAAACUCAGUGUGAAUCUUUAUACAUCAGCAACACAACACAACGCGAAGCCAGCUUUUCUAUCCUCCCAAGAUCUUGUGAAAUCUACUGUUUUUUUCACUAAAAGCCUCCAAAGUCCCAUCAAUGGCAGCUCACCUCACCUCCACAUCAAUGUGGUGUAGACUGGUCUGGUAGCCAGCAGUGUCUCUUCUUCUCCAUUUCUUAUCCAACGAAAAUAGCCAUAAACAUCAUUAGAUCGAUCAUCCAUUUCCGCGCCAUCGAUCUCCGUGUGUUUGUGAAUCAUCUCUUUUGCUUCUGUUUGUGGAGAUACAUCGACUGUUUAUCACUACUGCUAUCGUGAUAAAUAAGGAAACCCUAGCAAAAAGUAAAAGAGAAACAUCUUGUCCUAGAAUUAGAUCUUCAAAUAAUUGUAACCCAAAUCGGGAAAACCAUCAGUUUCAAUAAAAACCCUUCAAUGGAUCCUUACGCAGAAGUUGAAAGCUCCGAUUACAGCAUAAACCCUAAUAUUGUAGCGUCUGCGUCGUCUAGUUCUCCGCCGGCAGCCACAACUCCCAGCCGGUAUGAGAACCAGAAACGCCGAGACUGGAAUACCUUCUGUCAGUACCUGAAGAAUCACCGGCCACCACUCGCGCUUUCCCGAUGUAGUGGUGCCAACGUGCUCGAGUUUCUCCGGUAUCUUGACCAGUUUGGGAAGACUAAAGUCCACACACCGGUGUGCCCGUUUUACGGGCACCCGAACCCACCUUGCCCUUGCCCUUGUCCUCUUCGUCAGGCGUGGGGAAGCUUGGAUGCGUUGAUAGGCCGUCUCCGGGCAGCCUACGAAGAGAGCGGUGGGCAACCGGAGAUGAACCCUUUUGGUGCUCGAGCUGUUAGACUUUACCUUCGAGAAGUUCGAGAUCUACAAUCGAAAGCAAGAGGAAUCAGCUACGAGAAGAAAAAACGAAAAAGACCUCCACAACAAGAACAUCAACAGUUUCCAAACAACUCAUCAUUUCAAGCUUUUACUCUUCCACCAGGUGAUCACACUUGAAUUUCGUUCAAGAAAACUCAGAUCUUGGAACUUAAAAAUUAAGUAACUAUUCGUUUCUUUUAGAAGCUUGAAUUUGAUGUUUUGUGGAGGAUGUAAUGAUCACCCAAGUAGUACUCUUGCUAGUUGUUACGCUUAGUUUCAGGUUUUAUUUCUUUAUUUAGCUGCAAUCAACUAUGAAGAACCCUGUUGUUAAUUGGUGAUUUUGUUUGAUUUUCGCUUUUUUGUUCAUCUCAAUGAAAACAUCUCAGCUGCAGCACAAUAUCGACUUCUAGUUUGAUCAGGAGCUUGCAGUUGUGAUCUUGGUAGA
Molecule: messenger RNA, 1420 nt
Organism: Lactuca sativa (garden lettuce)
Lineage: Eukaryota; Viridiplantae; Streptophyta; Magnoliopsida; Asterales; Asteraceae
Product: protein LIGHT-DEPENDENT SHORT HYPOCOTYLS 3
Biological process (GO): mRNA transcription; response to light stimulus
Cellular component (GO): nucleus
Source: RefSeq, a predicted model, not a curated record